Annulohypoxylon truncatum is the source of this 1131-nucleotide messenger RNA. Its product is annotated as DnaJ-domain-containing protein. The transcript has 3 exons. Gene Ontology annotation, molecular function: protein-folding chaperone binding. The coding region runs from base 1 to 1131 and encodes 376 amino acids. Gene Ontology annotation, cellular component: cytosol. The record is from RefSeq and is a predicted model, not a curated record. NCBI's taxonomy places the organism in Eukaryota, Fungi, Ascomycota, Sordariomycetes, Xylariales, Hypoxylaceae. Gene Ontology annotation, biological process: translational initiation.
AUGGUAAAGGAGACAAAGCUAUACGACCAGCUCAGCGUCAAGCCGGAUGCCAAUCAAGAUGAGAUCAAGAAAGCAUAUCGAAAAGCAGCAUUAAAAUGGCAUCCCGACAAGAACAAAGACAACCCCGCCGCCGCCGAGAAAUUCAAGGAAUGCUCGCAAGCUUAUGAGAUACUUUCCGAUCCCGAGAAGCGUAAGACCUAUGAUCAAUACGGUCUUGAAUUCCUGCUUCGCGGCGGUGCCGCCCCCCCUCCUGGAGAGAAUCCCUUCGCGGGAGCCCAGGGUGGAAUGCCUGGUGGCUUCCAGGGCUUCGACUUCGGUGGUAUGCCGACAGGUGGUGGUGGUGGUGGCCGGACAUUCCACUUCACCACAAGCGGUGGCGGGCCAAAUCCUUCUUUCAGCUUUAGCAACCCUGAGAGUAUAUUUGCCGAGUUUAUGCGCGGUACUGGAGGUUUAGGAGUGGACGACGAUGAAGCCGGCCCUUUUUUCGGUAGAGGCGGCGGCAUUCCUCGAGCCUCAGGCGGAAGGACCCGCAUGCGCAGCAAUUUCGCUAGCGGAGGAGACCCUUUCGCGAGCAGCGGUGCAAGAGAAGCGACGCCUGAUGUUACUACUGUCGAGCGUGCUCUGCCUCUCUCCCUGGAAGAGCUGUACACCGGCGUCACGAAGAAGAUGAAGAUCAAGCGGAAGACCUUCGACGAUACUGGCAAGCGGACUACCACCGACCAGGUCCUCGAAGUCCCUAUCAAGCCUGGCUUGAAGAAGGGUAGCAAGAUCAAAUUCAAGGGCGUUGGCGACCAAGAAGAAGGUGGCAAGCAAGAUCUGCACUUCAUCGUCGAGGAGAAACCGCAUCCUCUCUACGUUCGUGAUGGGGAUGAUCUGAUCCACACGAUAGAUCUGGACUUAAAGGAGGCCCUAACCGGUUGGAAACGAACCGUGACGACAAUAGACGGCAAACAACUCAACGUUGAAAAGAGCGGGCCUACAGGUCCAGGCACGUCAGACUCCUACCCUGGCCUCGGAAUGCCGGUCUCGAAGAAACCGGGCGAACGAGGGAACUUCAUCAUCAAGUACAACGUCAAGUUCCCUACGAGCCUGUCGGCAAAGCAGAAGCAGCAACUGAAGGAAAUCCUGUAG